CUCCAAACUCUAGGGUUUCUUUCUCCUUCGCGGCCACGAGUUUAGCUUCAAGGGUUUCUCCGCUCCGCUUCAAUGGCGCCCACGAAGAAAACGAAGAAGACGACGGAGAGCAUAAACAACAGGCUGGCUCUGGUGAUGAAGAGUGGCAAGUACACUCUAGGGUUCAAGACCGUCCUCAGAUCCCUCAGGAGCUCUAAAGGUAAGCUGAUUAUCAUUGCAAACAACUGCCCCCCUCUUCGCAAGUCUUUAAUUGAGUACUAUGCUAUGUUGGCCAAGGUUGGAGUUCAUCAUUUUAAUGGAAAUAAUGUUGAUCUUGGAACGGCCUGCGGCAAAUAUUACCGAGUGUGCUGCCUCAGCAUUAUCGAUCCUGGCGAUUCAGACAUCAUCAAGACCCUCCCUGGUGACCAGUGAAUUUAGCAAAAAAUGUCGGUGGUGCUUUUACAAAUUUGAUGUAGUUGUCAUACAUGGGAAUUGUUUGCUUCAUGUUAUGGUUGUUAAUUUUUACCCGAUUUUGGUAGGUAACUUUUAUCAGUUUGAAAUACUUAAUCAUGCUUCAGGAGCAUUUUUUUUGCUUGUCACUGUUCAAUAUCUUGUUAAGAUGCUGCUGUCAUGAUAUGAUAUUUCCAGUUUAGGAUUGUAUUUGAAUGGAGCAAAAGUGGAAUGGGUCAUAUUUA
Molecule: messenger RNA, 674 nt
Organism: Asparagus officinalis (garden asparagus)
Lineage: Eukaryota; Viridiplantae; Streptophyta; Magnoliopsida; Asparagales; Asparagaceae
Product: 60S ribosomal protein L30
Exons: 5
Coding region: 73-411 (112 amino acids)
Cellular component (GO): cytosolic large ribosomal subunit
Molecular function (GO): RNA binding; structural constituent of ribosome
Source: RefSeq, a predicted model, not a curated record